This is a messenger RNA of Syngnathoides biaculeatus (alligator pipefish), 3765 nucleotides long. RefSeq names its product peroxisomal biogenesis factor 1 (gene pex1). The coding region runs from base 116 to 3697 and encodes 1193 amino acids. The record is from RefSeq and is a predicted model, not a curated record. Gene Ontology annotation, biological process: protein import into peroxisome matrix. Gene Ontology annotation, cellular component: peroxisomal membrane; peroxisome; cytosol. NCBI's taxonomy places the organism in Eukaryota, Metazoa, Chordata, Actinopteri, Syngnathiformes, Syngnathidae. Gene Ontology annotation, molecular function: ATP hydrolysis activity; ATP binding. The transcript has 24 exons.
GCUGGGCACCUGCGCUUCCUGUUACCCAGAGCGCACAGAUGCACUUCCUUCCUCAGUUAGCCCGAGCAAGUUUGCGUUUGUCACAUGAAAAUUGAUAAUUCAUGUGAGGCACAAUAUGCUGAGCGGCAUUCAGCCCGUGACGGUUGUGUUUAACAACGCCAAAAACUGCUUCCUCCAUCUGCCCGCCGACUUAAUUUCCCAUUUGUCGCUGAGCGAGAUCCAGGCCUUGGAGUUGUCCGGCGGCCACGACGGCCCCCCGCUGUUCCUCAGCUGGACCGCGAGCCGCGGCCGCCGGGUGGGGCUGUCCAGAUUCCUCGCAGAGAAGAUGGGCCUGCGCGACGGCCAGGAGGGCUUCGUGAGGACGUGCCAGCGGGCGGCGUCGCUGCGGCGGGUCUUCGUGGAGCCGCUGUCGGCCGACGACUGGGACAUCUUGGAGCUCCACAGCGGCGAGCUGGAGCGCCGGCUUUUGGACCAGAUCCGAGUGGUCUUCCCGGGUGCGGUUUUCCCCGUGUGGGUGGACGAUCGCACAGUCAUUUACGUCCGCGUAGCGUCCUUGUCGCCUUCGGCGCCUUACGGUCGCCUGGAGGCCUUCACCGAGCUCGUCGUGACUCCCAAGAAGCACGCCCCCGAGGGGCAGCCUCACCCCCGUUCCGCCCCCCCGUCAACACCCGGACCACCCUCGAAAAGCGACCCUCCCGUAAACUGGCAGCGGGGCGUCACGGCCAACCUCCAAAGUCUGUUUCGCUACAUGACGGGAGGCGCGUCCGACCAAGCCGAGGAGGUUCCGCCAGUACUGGACGUCCCCGCCUCGCUCCCGGACGCCCUCUACAGAGUUUGCGGCGUUCCCCCGCCGCCUCUCGCCGCCGCCGUGUGGGACGCGACGGCGGCGCUACACGUCUUCCCGUUGAGCAGCGCGUGGGACGAAGAGGUCGCGGGAAGUCGGCCCGCGCUGACGUACGGCCUGCUCUCCGAAGCGCUCUCGCCCGCGGAGAAAAAGAACGCGGCGGGAGAGGAGGUGAAAGGUCAAGAGGAGAAGGCGCGGGAACCCACGGUGGUGGGCUUGCUGUGUCACCGCCUUGAUGAGCUCAGAAGAGGCACGCAGGGAAGCGUCCACCGUGGCACCGUCUGGAUCCCGCCGGCCGCAGCCGCCGGGCUUCACGUCGACCCGCGCUCGACGGUCCGAAUCAGGCCGGUCAGAUCGGCCGUCAAAGCGGCGACCGCCGUUCAGCUGCGGCCUUCAAGACCGCUGGCCGAGGGCGUCGAGGACGACGCCGUCCUGAGCGCCUUCCUAGAGUGGCUGCACGCUCACACUCAGCGACCUUUGACCCGCUUGACUCCGCGAGCCGGCCGCGUCGUCCUCCCCGCGCCUGACGACGCGUUUGAAUUUGCCAUCACGGUGCUGAGACCGGAAGCGGAACCAGACGGGGACCCGCCGGAUCAGCUGUUUCUGCUCUCACCUUCCAUCUUGCAGAAGAAAAAGAUCCAGGUCGUCCGAGAGCCGACGUCCGCGCCGCCCGCUGAAGUUGAACCGCCGGAGCGAGACCUUCCCUCUCUCGCUUCCUUGGGCGGCGUGGACGAGCUGAGCGCGGCGAGUUUUGACUUCAUCUCCGGCAGCCUGCUGGCGACUCCGUUGGCCAGGGAGCUGCUGGGCGUCGUCGGGCGGGGGCUCAAAGGCGGAGCGCUGCUCGUCACCGGCGCCAAAGGCAGCGGGAAGAGCGCCCUGUCUCGCGCCCUCUGCAGGAAAGCGGCGGAACAGCUGGACGCCCACGUGGAAGUGCUGGAGUGUAAAAAGUUACAAGGCAAAAGGGCGGAGACCGUUCGCCAGACGCUGCGGCAGGUUUUCGCGCGGGCGGAAUGGAGGCAGCCCUCCGUGGUCCUGCUGGACGACCUGGAUCACGUGACCCGGGCUCCCGCCUCACCCGAGCACGAGCACGGAGCCGAGGCGCAGCUGCACGUGCACGUCGCGCAGAGUUUGAAGGACCUGGCGGACGAGAUGGUGGAACGCGACAACCUCGUGUGCUUGGUGGUGACCAGCGAGAGCGAGCGCUCCUUGCACGGCACGCUGACCCGAGCGCAGGGGACGCACUUCUUCCAGGCCUUCGCGCGCUUGCGACCGCCCGACCGGGCGCAGAGGGCGGACAUCCUGCGCCGCGCGAUCCGAGACAGGUGCGGCCCGUCGGAGUCCGACACCGGCGACCUGGAACUGGAACUGGACCUGGACCUGGAUGCCGUCGCUCAGGAGACGGAAGGCUACGUGGCGCAAGAUCUGCUGCUGCUGAUGGAACGAGCGCUCCACGCCAACGUCGCACGCCAACAACAGAGCGAGUGCCACGACCAGCGUUUGUCGCAGCGGGACUUCGCCGAGGCCCGCGAGGGGUUCGCGCCGCCGUCCCUGUGGGGGGCCGACCUCCGCGAUCCCGGCGGCGGUGGGCUGGAGUCGGUGGGGGGGCUGGCGGAGGUGCGGCAGCAGAUGAUGGACACCAUCUUGCUCCCCGCCAAGUAUCCCGUCCUGUUUUCCAAGCUUCCCAUCCGCCAUCGCUCAGGAGUUCUGCUCUACGGAGCGCCGGGCACCGGGAAGACGCUGCUGGCGCGAGCCGUCGCCAAGGAGAGCGCCAUGAACUUCAUCGCCGUCAAAGGUCCGGAACUUCUGAGUAAAUACAUCGGAGCGAGCGAACGGGCCGUGCGAGACGUCUUCCAAAGGGCGCAAGCGGCAAAGCCUUGCGUGGUCUUCUUUGACGAGUUCGACUCCUUGGCGCCCAGGAGGGGCCACGACAGCACGGGCGUGACGGACCGCGUCGUCAACCAGCUGCUGACUCAGCUGGACGGCGCCGAGGGACUGCAAGGCGUUUACGUGCUGGCCGCCACCAGUCGCCCGGACCUGAUCGACCCGGCCCUGCUGCGUCCGGGCCGGCUGGACAAGUCCCUCUACUGCCCCCCGCCCGGGAAGGAGGACCGCGCGGCCAUUCUGAAAGUUCUGACCGCCGCCGUCCCCUUGGCCGCCGACGUGGACCUGGACGAGCUGGCGUCGCGGACCGAAGGCUUCACCGGCGCCGACCUGAAAGCGCUGCUGUACAACGCCCAGCUGGAGGCGCUCGACGGCAGCCCCGACGCCAGCCCGGAUGCCGGCGCGCUGCGUGAAACGACGUGCGACAUGAGCUUGUCGUCCAUGAUGUUCCCCAACAACAGCAGCGGUUCCGAUGAGCCGGUGGACGACGACGACGGCGGCGGCGGCGGCGAGGCCCCGGAGCCCAAACGACAAGAUGGACACCAUGAUGGGGACGUUUGGAGACUUUACUUCGGAAGCUCCUUUGAGUCCGACUCUCCUGACGGGACCGACUUGGUCGAUCCGACGCCAGAGUCCACUUCCUGUCCGCCCCCCCUCUCCAUGCCCUCCCUCCAGAGCGGCUUCCGGGAGCUCAGCGGCGAGGGUCUGCGGCGCCUCCAGCAGGAAGUGGCGUGCAUCAAACUCAACCACCGCCGAGCCAACGGGGAGCGCGUCCGGGCCCGGGUCCGGGCCUCCUCCGGCCAGCCGGGCCUCCUGCUGCGUCGCCGCCACGUGCUCGCCGCUCUGGACGCCACCGGGCCGUCGCUGGGCGAGGACGACUGGCGCAGAUACGCCACGCUGUACGAGGCCUUUUCGGGAGGCGGAACCGCCACGCAAACAUUCCGACCGGGACAACGCGUGACCUUGGCGUGACGGCGCACUUAGACAAUUAAUAGGUAAUUACUGUACAUUGUGUGUAAAACAGCAUGAAUGUCAGAAAA